AGGGUUGCACUUGAACCCGGACCACGUUACUGUCCGGUCUGCACAUCUCCCUGCCACUCACACGCCACUCACAACGGCGUGCAUGCAAACCGCCAGUACUGGUCUGCUAUGUCUGCGGCAAUGAACCGCGCAGACACGUCUCUCCAGUCCAUAGGCAGCCAACCUGAUCUUUCACUCGGUUCACUCGCGUCUGGUUUUUUGACACCAGCUCGCCGAGCAGUGUCAGGGUCGACGGCAGCGUCUUCGGCGCCCAUCGCGACGCCGUCUCCGCCGAAUGCUGCACAAUUUACACGAAGGCGACUCGAGGAGCCGACUCCAAGACGACGAGGUCUUGAUGAUUCGAUAGACGAGGCAGACGACGACGUGCUCGAUACGCCAGGCCGCGAGAAGAAAUGGGAGGACGGUAUAGAUGCGACCCCCGCCCCCGAACGCACGAAACGCGGGAAAGGCGCGGCGGGGAAGGGGAGCGUGAACCUCACGUUGCGCGACCAGGAGAAGCACAUAGACAGCCUGAAGAAGGAGAACUUUAACAUCAAGCUCAAAGUGCACUUCCUCGAGGAACGCCUCGCGCAGCUUGCCCCGGACCAGAUCGACGAGGCCCUUAAGCAGAACAUCAACCUCAAGAUCGAGGUGCAGCAGCGCGGCAUGGAGAUCAAGAAGCUCAAGAAGCUCAUUCUCGAGGCACAACGCGAGCUCGAACGUCUGCAGCGCGGGUCAGGCUCCUCUGAGUCGCGUGUGCAGUAUCUCGAGGAGAAGCUCGCGGAGCGCGAUCGCGAACUCAGCGAACUACGAAGGCGACGCGUCGGUGGUGCAGACGAACAUGUCAUGCGCGAGCUCGACGCGCGAAAUGCUCAGCUGGAGGAGCGUAACAUGGAACUCGAGGAACAAUUGGAAGGCGUACGAACGCUGCUGGAGGACAACGCAGAAGAGAUGGAGCGGCUGAAGCAGAUCGUCGAGAGCCGAGAAGACGAACGCAGUGGAGACGGCGGCCGCCUGCGGAAGCACUUAGAAGAGCUCGAGGACGAGAACGAGGAGCUGAAGCGACACCUGGGCGAGCAGGAGGACCUGGCGGUGAGGCAGGACGAGGAGAAGGAAGAGCUCGCAGACCAAGUCGAGAUGCUCCGGCUCCAGCUCGAGGACCUCGAGCGGCGACGCGAAGCUGAAAAUGUCGAGCGAAGCCAGAGUCGCGCGAUGAUUCUCGGAGAACGGGAAGAGCGGGAAGCCGUCGAAGAGGAGCUGGCCGCAGCGCGCGAUAAACUUGCCGCCGCCCAGAUCGAGGUUCAGCAGAAGGAAGACGAGGUGGAGCUCAAGGUACGAGAGAUUGAGGACAUUGUCGCAGAGCAUGAACGAAUCGUCCGCGAAGUCGAGCAGGAAUGGAGAGGCGAGGUUGAGGAAGCUAGAGGUCGGGUGGACGAACUCAAGGACGAACUCGAGCGCCGCGAUCAAGAGUCCAAAGAGCUACGCCUAGCCUUUACCGACCUCGAGGCGGAAAUGAACGAUGUUGUCGAAAAAUUCGAGCUCGCCCUGGAGCAUAAGGAGCGAGAGGCAGAGGACAAGGACAGCGAAAUUGCUGCGGCGAACCAGGAGAUACAGGGUCUCGGAGAUCAAGUAUACCGACUCGAAGACGAGAACGAGCGACUGAAGGAGGAAAGUGCAAAGUUACGCGAAGAGGAUGCCGUCGAACUCGAGAGGCUGGAGGCGCUCUCCACUGCUCUUAAAGAGAAAGUGGCAGGCCUCAAGGAGCAGCUCGAAGACUUGCAGGACGAGUUGGAGCGGAAAUGCAGCGAAGCAGAACAAUCCCAGGCCAACCAGGAAGAGCUUGUGCAACAUAUCGAAAAGCUAGUCGCCGAACUACAGAAAGAGCAGUCCAGCAGCAAACGUCUCGAAUCUCAGCAAGGAAAACUUCAGCGCGAACUGGACGAGUCUGGCAGACAGUCGAAGCGCGCCCUCGAGGCGAAGGAUUCUGCCCUUCAAUCUGCCCUCCACGAUCUCUCGAACGCGCAGGCGCUGCUUGCGCAACGCGAGAACGACCUUGCGCAGGUGCAAAAUGCGCUACAGACGCUCGAGCAAGAGUCCAAGAAGCUUGGCGAGUCGCACACGACGGCGCGGUUCUCACUACAGCUCGAGGUCGACCGACUCAAGCGCGAUCUGGAACGACUCGAAGACGAGCUCCGGCGGGCACGCAAGGAACUCGACGAUCGCGACGGCAAGACACGCGACCGUGAGGGCGUGCUUGAUCGUCUGCACGCCGAGAACCGCGACCUCGCCGCACAACUGGCCGCCCAGACUCAGGCGCGCCUGAACGUCACCGAGAAGCUCGAUGCCGUGCAGACAAGCUUGAAAACUGCCGAAGCGGACGUGACCACGUUCCGUACCCGUGUGCAGGACCUCGAGGGGCGGAUGUCGAAGGACCAGCGGUCAAUGCUCACGGCAGAAACGCAAUACCGUGAUCAGCUCACCGAGCGCAACACACUAUUGCUGACGAUCUAUCAGUACAUGGACAAGAUCCUUGGUAUCGACAAGACACCAAAGAAGAAUGGCGCCGCCGAGACAAAGCCGUUCACGAACUUCAGCGUCUUCCACGAUAACCUGAUCAGCCGCUUGAAGCAGCUUAGCCAGAUUCAACUCGAUUUUGACAAGCGCGUCAAGGAUGCCGAGGUACGGUAUGCGGACAAGAUGAAUGAUAUGCGCAAGCAGCUCGACGCGCGCUGGCGGCAGCUCGACAAGUUCGAGACGAGCGUGAAGACACUCGCGGAGAACAAGACGGCGUGGCGCAAGAAGCUGGCGCUUAAAGAGGGCGAGGUAGAGGCGCUCAAGGCGACGAACAACGAACUCCAAGGCGUGGUCAACAGCGGCCGCAAGACGGGUACCGCAGACACCAUGGAAGUGCGCGCACUGACGGCCCGCGCGAACAAUGCGGAGCGCCGUAUCGUCAACCUCCAGAACCAGCUACUCGCUGCAGAGGAGAAGGUCACGGCAAUGAACGAGAAGACGACGGUUGCGGACAACAAGUGGGAGGUCCGCGUGAAGGAGUACGAGGCCCGUCUGCGUGUGGCAGAGGAGAAAGUCAAGCGCGAAAGGCAAGGCGGAAAGGAGCGUACAGUUGAGCUCGAAACCCAGGCGAGGCAAUAUAAACGGCAGAUUGAGCUUGCGCAGAAGCGUAUACUGCAGCUCAACGAAAUCGUCGAGAAAGCAGGUCUGAGCCGGGACUCGAAGAACGCCUCUCCUUCAUCGUCAUAGUCGCCGCAUGCUUCAUCACUAUUCUCAACCUUCCAUUUCCGCGCUUCAUCGGUUUCCUUUUCUUUCCUCCGCGCUUUCUGCCAUCGUAUGCAUGCUGUCGCUUCUUUCCAUUCUGUUCUGUUGUUUGCUAUCUGAGUAUAUAGGGCUGAGAUACCAUAUUGUAGCAGUACUGUAUAUUGGUCAUUCAUUUGGUUGCUCCCAUGGUCUACAGGCCUCCGCCAGUCCAGCCGCCGUCGGCACAGAUGACCUAAAGGCGAUGUCAAUGACUGCUAAGACAAGCGAUUGCAGAAGAAAUUGUUCGCCUUGUUGGUCAUGUAGCCGUUCUGGACGAGCAUGAGGACAAUGGAAGCGAUUUCGUCUGGCUUUCCCAGUCUGCCAAUCGGAAUAUUGGCUCGAACCGCGGGUGACGGGUUCGACAUCAUAGCAGUGUCUAGGAACAUACCAACUGAGAUAUGCGUGCGCUAGA
This is a messenger RNA of Phanerochaete carnosa HHB-10118-sp, 3706 nucleotides long. RefSeq lists its product as uncharacterized. The record is from RefSeq and is a predicted model, not a curated record. The coding region runs from base 109 to 3240 and encodes 1043 amino acids. Gene Ontology annotation, cellular component: microtubule organizing center. Lineage: Eukaryota; Fungi; Basidiomycota; Agaricomycetes; Polyporales; Phanerochaetaceae. The transcript has 6 exons.